Nasonia vitripennis (jewel wasp) is the source of this 4551-nucleotide messenger RNA. RefSeq names its product probable multidrug resistance-associated protein lethal(2)03659. Lineage: Eukaryota; Metazoa; Arthropoda; Insecta; Hymenoptera; Pteromalidae. The record is from RefSeq and is a predicted model, not a curated record. The transcript is spliced from 14 exons. Gene Ontology annotation, cellular component: membrane. Gene Ontology annotation, molecular function: ATP hydrolysis activity; ATP binding; ABC-type transporter activity. Gene Ontology annotation, biological process: transmembrane transport. The coding region runs from base 43 to 4026 and encodes 1327 amino acids.
AGUGCGCGUUAAAUUGCAUUUGUUCCUUUGCUUUCGAAUAUAAUGAAUACGGCCACAGCAGAGAGCAAUCCGAAUCCUCAAGAGAGAGACAACUUCUUCUCGAACCUUUUCUACUGGUGGACUAGGCAUAUCUACAAAAAGGGUUACAGAAGGGCUUUGGCGCUGAGCGACCUUUACGAUCCGCUGGAACUCGAUCGAGCGUCUUAUCUCGGAGAUCGAUUGGAAACUCAAUGGAACACACAAGUUUACAAGGGAGCGAAAUCGCUGAACCUGGCAAAAAUCAUAUUCUUCACAUUCCAAAGAGAAUUCAUACUUGGUGCCGUGAAGCAAAUAUUCGAGCUAGCUGUUAUGUUCGGAUUUCCGAUUCUGCUCGGAUUGCUUCUCCGAUGCUUCUCAGACGAAACGAAGACUUCUCGCGAGACGCUAAUGUGGUCGUUUUUUCUCAUAGUCUUCGAAUUCAUGAAGACGAUAAUAGGCAACCACAAGCGAUACAGUCUCAUGCAUCUCGGUGGAAGAGUACGCGUUGCUUUGUCGACGUUGAUAUACAGAAAAACUCUACGUUUGAGUAAGACAGCCAUAGGCAACACGACAAGUGGAAAAAUAGUCAAUCUACUUGCCAACGACAUCACUCGACUGGACUAUGCUCUUGUCAACAUUAACCUCCUUUGGACCAUGCCGUUUUGCCUCGUGAUUAUCGGUAUCGUUUUGUACACGCGAGGCGGUUGGUCAGCUUUGGCCGGGAUGCUCGCCAUCUUCAUCCUUGUUCCAAUUCAAGUCUACCUGACCCACUUGUCCAACAAGUAUCGCAAGCAGUCGACUCAGAAGACCGACGAGCGUAUUCAGCUCCUGGAGGAGGUGAUAUCGGGCAUAAAAAUCAUCAAGAUGUAUGCCUGGGAGAAGCCCUUCUGCGCCUUGGUAGCCACUGUCAGGAACCUCGAGCUCGGGAUAAUCGCCAACAGCACCUACCUUCGUGACAUCUGCUUGACCUUCAACAUAUUCACUUCAAGAAUCGCCUUCUACUGUACCAUCGUGGCCAUGGUUCUGAUGGGCGAGCAUUUGACUGUCCAGAAGGUCUUCGUCAUGCUGCCCUAUUACAACAUCCUGGCGGAGAUGGUAUCAGAGUACUGCAGAGCUCUGACCAACAUGACCGAGACCAAAGUCUCGCUCGAGAGGAUCAACGGCUUUCUCAUGCUUGAGGAAUACGCUCCCAGGAUCUUCGAGGAGCUCAACGAAUCUUUCAAGUCUCUGGAGAACGGGUUCACGGUGUACGACGAGGCCGACGAGGAUUUUGCGAUCGUGAUGCGAGGUAGGAUCUUCAAUCUGACCGAGGAAAACUGGGCGGUGAACCUGCAGAACCUGACGGCCAAGUGGAACUUGGCCUCGACGGACAACACCCUGGAGGACAUAGACAUGAAGCUCGAAAAGGGAAAGCUGUACGCUGUGAUCGGUAUGGUCGGAUCGGGCAAGAGCUCGCUCUUCUCCACUUUCCUCAAGGAGAUCAACGUGGUAAACGGCAACCUGGACGUCAAGGGCAGUCUGAGCUAUGCCUCGCAGGAUCCCUGGGUUUUCGGAAACACCGUGCGACAGAACAUACUGUUUGGGUCGAACUUCGAUCAGGAGAAGUACAAUCGGACGGUGGACGCCUGCUGUCUGACCGAGGACUUUACGACACUGCCAGACGGGGAUGAGACUUUGGUCGGCGAGAAGGGCGUGUGCCUGUCCGGGGGUCAAAAGUCCAGGAUCAACUUGGCCAGGGCUGUUUACAGGGAUGCCGACGUGUACCUGCUGGAUGAUCCUCUGAGCGCGGUUGACGCUCGAGUGGGAAAGAGGCUGUUCGAGAAAUGCAUAAAGGACUACCUGAACAACAAAACUCGAAUACUAGCGACUCAUCAGCUUCAGUUUAUAAAGCACGUUGACGGUAUCGUACUGAUGAAUCACGGCAGGGCUUACUUUUACUCCGAUUACGUCGAGCUAUUGCUAGACUUUCCAGAAUACAACAGCCUAAUCUCCACGAAUCAGAAGAGUGACACAGCCAGUAAAGGCCUCUUGACUGAACAUCUACCAAAGCAGCAGAAUGGCCACGCUAAUGGAGUCAAAGAUAAUAAUCCAAGAACUUUCGAGGAUGCGAUGGAGAAGUCGACGGAGACGAAUGAAAAUAUGAUCUGGAAAUUUUACAACGCAGGAACGAGCGUGUUUUUCGUUACUGUGAUGAUCUUCCUCUUUCUCUUGAUACAGGCCUUCAUAUGCUCGAACGACUUGUUCGUCCUCAUUUUUACCGACGCUGAACAAACUAGGUUCAGCAACAGCAGCAAUACGAACGGCGCAAAUAGCACCGGUAACGCUUUCACUCACAACAAUCAUGGAAGCACAAGAAAAGAAGAUCUGCAUCCGGCUCAGUACUACGUCAACAUCUAUACUGCACUGAUCCUGUCGAUCUUAAUUGUCGGCAUCAUCCGAGCUUUGACCUACACGACUGUGUGUCAGCGAAGUUCAGAAGUACUCCACAACAGGGCUUUCAACGCCGUAGUGAGAACAAGUCUCAGAUUCUUCAACACCAAUCCCAGUGGGAGCAUCUUGAGCCGAUUCUCUCAGGAUGUGUCGAUCAUCGACGAGCUCCUGCCUCGAAAUCUAUUCGAAUCGAUUCAGUUGAUACUGGUGUCCUUGGGAUCGGUGCUGAUAGCCUGUAUCGUCAACCCGAUAAUCGUGCUACCCACUAUGAUCGUUUUCGCUCUGUACUGCUGUAUGAGCAUCAUAUUCAUGAAGACCUCCAAGCACACGAAACAGCUGGAAGGAAAAACCCGAGCGCCUCUACUCACACAUCUCAAUGAGACCCUCAACGGCAUAUCGACGAUAAGGGUGUGCAAAGCCGAAAAGAUCCUGAGUAAGGAAUUCGAGAAGUUUGAAGACCUUCACACGUCCGCCUCAUACUGCAUCCACAGCUGCAGAUGCUGCUACGGCUUGAUCGUUAAACUGCUCAGCCACGCACUUCUAACUUGCGUGACCUUUAGCUUUGCGAUUUCCAAAGACUAUUUCAGCGGAGGCCGCGUGGGUCUGGCCAUAACCCAGUUGUUCUGCGUCUCUACGAUCCUGUGCUACGGGUCGAUCAUGAGUGCCGAAGCGGAGCAUCAACUGAUGGCGGUUGAUAGGCUCAGGGAAUACUCGAAACUACCCGAAGAAGAUGAGAAGAGGGUCGAUUCGAAGAAGCCGCGCGAGAUACCGCAAAAGUGGCCGAGUACAGGUUUCAUCGAGUUCAACAACAUGUCCAUGUGGUACAACAAGGAGGAAGACAAGAUUCUGAAGAAUUUGAAGUUUGUCAUCAAACCGUCAGAGAAGGUGGGAAUAGUUGGACAAACGGGAGCCGGAAAAUCAUCAUUGAUCGCGGCUUUAUUCAGACUAGCGGAGCUGGAAGGCGCAAUCGAAAUCGACGGUAUAGACACCGGUUCCAUACCCCUGCAAACUCUGAGAAGCCGCUUGUCCAUCAUCCCUCAGGACCCUGUCCUGUUCUCCGGUACACUGCGACGCAACCUCGAUCCGUUCGAUGAAUUUUCCAGCGACGCUAUCUGGAGUGCCUUGGAGCAGGUGGAAAUGAAAGAUACCAUUCAACUAUCGAAAGCCGGCCUGGAGUAUCAAGUGAGGAACAGAGGCUCCAACUUCAGCGUUGGCCAACGUCAGCUGAUCUGCCUGGCCAGAGCAGUGCUGAGGAAAAAUCGGAUACUGGUAUCCGACGAAGCCACAGCUAACGUCGAUCCUCAAACCGAUUCCCUCAUUCAAAGAACCAUUCGUACGAAAUUCGCUCAGUGCACCGUGAUCACGAUCGCACACAGACUGAAUACCAUCAUGGACAGCGACAAGGUCAUGGUCUUGGAUGAAGGCUGUUUAAUUGAAUUCGACCACCCAUACAAUCUGCUCAGAGACGAGUCGAGUCACUUUGCGGCACUGGUGAGGGAAACAGGCACGGCUAUGCACCGGCACCUGUUUGAAAUAGCCGAACGAGCUUACAAGGUCAAUUACAUUGAGCUGCCAUGAGAUCACAUCACACAUACUUCGUAAUUCGGCGAUCGAAUCAAAUUUUUAUAGACUUUUUACAAACGUUAAGAUAAAUUAAUUUAACUUGAUAACAGAGUUGAAGAUUGAUUUUUAUUUCUUAUAAUCGUGAUCGUGAUAUGAAUGAAUUUGAUAAUCUUAUGUGAUAUGUAAGUUCGUGAGUUUUAUUAUAGCUGUAUCGGAAAUAGAUAAGGCUUGAAUUAAUUGAAUUAAAUGACGUAUUAAUUUGAUUAAUUUAAAGAGCAGAUUUCAAAAUACUUUCAUAUCGAACGUCGAACUAUACCGCGAGAGAAACCUUUUUAUUAUAUUAUGCAUUUAAUUAUAUCUAUAGGUAUAUUAUACCGCAAUUCAUUGAAUUAUAUACAAUGUUCUUUUUUCUUCACUUUUGAUCCACCCUAUUAUCUCAAACUGCGAAUUAUAUACUACGAACGAGUUAUGUAUGACUCAAGCAAGCUCACACGACGAUGAGUUUAAUAAAGAAGUACGUACAAUAUACGUGCCCAAGGA